GGUUCUGUUGUUUACUUUCUUUUUGCUCUUCAACAAUGUCUAAGGUGAAUCCUCUGAGAGAGUUUAUCGGUCAGCGACUAACAGCAGCUGCUGUAGAAAUAUUCUCAGUGUUUGAAAAGACCAUCUUGGAGUAUGAAGAAGAGCUGGACCGUCAGCGCAGACUGUUGGAGCUCGCCUGGAAACCUGAGAUCAGAAUACACAGAGUCGACCCCCCACAAGAAAAUGUUUGUAAGGUGGAAGAGGACGAGGUUUUCAGUGACCAGCACCUCGAUAACCUGGAGAGGAGCUGCCCGGACCAGGAGGAACCAGGGCGUUUACAGACUACAGAACUGGAGGAAGACUCCAGCAGUCAGGAGAUUAAGCACGAGGACGUAGAGGUGGAGGUCUCAUUGGUCAAUCUCGCUGAUGUGAAAGUUGAAAAUGGUGAACCAGGACCAAACCGUGGCCAGCUGCUGUUGCACACUUCUCCUGAAGCUCAAAACAAAGAUGAGGAAGGGACUGAAAGUUUACGCUCAGACUCCAGUAAAACUGCAGAUCUGGAGCCAAUGAGACGACACGGUGACCACGAAGAUGCUGCUGUCCCGUCAGACAGCAACUGUAAAUCAAAGCUGACCAGGACCCACACGGGGAUGAAGGCGUUUUCUUCAAACACUUGCAAGAAAGAGUUCAGUAAAGGUAGUAUUUUAAUGGAUCACAUGAAGAUCCACCCUGGCGAAAGGCCGUACCUGUGCAACACCUUCGGCAACGCAUUUACUCAUUCAUCACAUCUUAAAAGCCACAUAACCACGCACAUGAGCGAGAAGCCCUUCAUCUGCAAAACAUGUGGAAAGAGUUACAAGCAACGUUGCCACCUGGUGGUUCACUCGAGGAUCCACACCGGCGAAAGGCCGUACCUGUGCAACUUCUGCAGCAAAACCUUUACUGAAUCAUCACUUCUUAAACGCCACAUAACCAUGCACACGGGCGAGAAGCCUUACAUCUGCAAAACAUGUGGAAAAAAUUACAGGCUACGUUCCACCCUGGUGGUUCACUUGAGGACCCACACUGGCGAAAGGCCGUACCUGUGCAACACCUGCGGAAAAACCUUUACUGAGUCAUCAGCUCUUAAACGGCACAUAACCACGCACACGGGCGAGAAGCGGUAUUUGUCCAAGACGUGCAACAAAGGUUUUAGCCGCGGAAUUGAUUUCCUGAGUCACAUGAAAAAUCACCCUGAGGAGAAGUCUGGUGACUCGUGACAAAUGAAGCUCAUGUUGUUAUCCCCCGGGGGCAGCUGUCCACUCCUCUCUGACCCACAGAAGAAGAGACGAAGAAGUCCAACCACCACCUGCUGUGGCUGGUGAGCCUAAUCCCCUCCCCACAAGGGUUGCAGGUUCAACCCGGAUUUAUGCUUCUCCGUCAACUUGACGCAGAGGGAACGAUGUGGUUGUGUACUGUACUUUUUUUUAAAGUUCUGCUUUGAAUUUGUUUGAAUCCCUGUUCCUUCUUAAAAUCGUAUUAUUUGUUGCUGUUGGUAACUUGCCGUCUCCACGGUGCAAAUAAAUAGCUGUUAGUAUGUGCUGAAGUUUCUUUAAACGUGACAGUUUAUUUCGUUCAUCUACAAGCCUCUCACACGUUUUUCCCAUCUGUUUCUUCUUCACUCACAUUCUCUUUGUAAAGUUAAUCUGCAGCUCCAUGUUGUUAAACUCUCUCCAUCUUUUCCGUUCUGAGGUUAGUCCAAGUUUGAUAUAUUUACAACGUUCCUCUGAAAAACAUGAAGAAACUUCAGAGAAAUGAGGACAAAAGAAGAAACGCAACCAUCAACACGUUGGAAAAAGAACAGCCAACCAUCUGUCACCAUUUUAUAAACUUUAAUGUCUGCAGCAUUAAACAAAAAACCUUGAAGAUUUCAGAAGUCAGUGCAGUCAGAUACGGUUUGCUUUUAUUUCCCCUUUAAAAGGUUUUUAUUGAUUUAGAAAACAAGAACAUUUGGUUUGCAAAUUAAUGAGGAAAUGAGUGUGAUGUGGGAUACACAUCACGAUACUUGAGUCACGAUACAAUACGAUAUUGCGGUAUCCAAAUUUUGCGGUAUAUUGUGAUGUUACAAAUAGUUCGCUGAAAACUGUAAAAGGCUUUAUGCAUUUUAAAAUCUGAGCUGCACAUACGUCAGAUUAUCGUGAUGAUUCAUGGGACAAACUAAGUCAAAACAAUGCAAUUCAAGUGAUCCAUGCUGUGUUAUUGUAACUAUAUAAGCUAAAGUUGUAAAUAUGUUGUAACAUAUUUAUGUACGUUUUUCAUAUUAUUUACAUAAUAUGAAAUUAACAAUAUUGUUUAAUCACAUGUAUAAAAUCAAGUUAUCUAAAUUUACAACUCUUCUGACACAUGAUUUAUUAUAAAGCUGAUGUUGAGAUCCGUCUUGAAGCAGCAGAUCUGCCGGUUCGAGAGCAGGAAGAAGAGGGAGGUUCAUCGGGAUCAGAUUCCAGGGAGAGGACAGGCUUUGGAUUGAACCCUUUUAUAGAAGUAAAUGUCUUUUUACCUCAACUCAUAUUUAGUCAGAAAUAAUCAUGAAAAAUUUAAUUAAGUUUUCAUUUUAGAUGGAUGAAUUAUUUUAUUGUUUAUAAUUCUGGAAUAUUACACUCUCCAUAUGUAGAAUGAGCAGCAGUGCCCCCUGGUGGUGAGUUAUAAAAGCUCAACAUAAACCCAAGAGUGAACUAUCUAUCGUAAUAAUAAUAAAAAUCAAGAAUCAAUCUGUAUUGUCACAUCAUAUGGGUAAAAAUUUUGGUUGUGCAGGCUCAUCAUUGCAGUUAAAAAAGAAAAAGUGCAUGAAUAAUCUAGAUCAGGGGUAUUCAACUAGAUUAGGCAGGGGGCCACAACUGCAAAAAGACUGCAU
Cololabis saira (Pacific saury) is the source of this 2869-nucleotide messenger RNA. Its product is annotated as zinc finger protein 664-like. Gene Ontology annotation, molecular function: RNA polymerase II cis-regulatory region sequence-specific DNA binding; DNA-binding transcription factor activity. Gene Ontology annotation, biological process: regulation of transcription by RNA polymerase II. NCBI's taxonomy places the organism in Eukaryota, Metazoa, Chordata, Actinopteri, Beloniformes, Belonidae. The transcript is spliced from 2 exons. Bases 36 to 1238 code for a protein of 400 amino acids. The record is from RefSeq and is a predicted model, not a curated record.